CAAGGCAGAUUUCAAAAUAAAAGUCUGUCUUCCCUUUGUUUUGGUCUCGGAAGUCUCGACACUGCUGCCCCCAUUUGGUCCUUAUUUGAUCUGGGCUCUUAUUUGUUACGAAAGUGCCGAAUCUGCCGAUGUGAAGCAGCGGAUAUCUCUUCUGUUCUUCUCACAUGUCCUUCACAUCCUGAGCUCUGACAGCAAAGCAUCCCACUUUAUUGUAACUAUGGCGGCUCAAGUCAACGAAUCAGACCAGAUUAAACAGUUCAAAGAAUUCCUGGGAACCUACAAUAAACUGACAGAAAACUGCUUCAUGGAUUGUGUUAAAGAUUUCACUACAAGAGAGGUCAAGCCAGAGGAGACUACAUGUUCUGAGAGCUGCUUACAGAAGUAUCUGAAGAUGACGCAGAGGAUCUCCAUGCGCUUUCAGGAAUAUCACAUCCAGCAGAAUGAAGCGUUGGCUGCUAAAGCUGGCUUGUUAGGACAACCACGAUAAUCAUCUGCGGCUGAACUCUAGAGCAUUACGUCAGGCUCUCUCUAUUCCAGCAUGGAGCAGGGCUCUCCAAACUGGAGCAGCAGGGCAGACGACGCAGGCACUGGGAAUACUGUGAGAAGUCCUGUAACGUUUGCCGGCUCUUCGGAUAAAUGGAUCGUUGGGAAUUUUGGUUUCCCAAAGGACAGACACUCUCGUUUUGACCAUUAUGUUGGUCUUCCGUAAAACACGAAAGAUCUUGAUUGUUUUUAUGUUAGCGUGCUACAAAAUAAAAUAUUAGUCAACUCUAAUAUUCAGUCUCGUUCAUGUAUAAUUUAGCUAAUGAAAAAAAAAAAAAGGUUUAAGGUAAUACUUCACCCAAAAAUUGCUCAUAAAUUUCUCACCCUCACACCAUCCAAGAAAUGUAGCAUACAUCAUUACACCACCUGCUCACC
Messenger RNA from Sinocyclocheilus anshuiensis, 918 nucleotides. It is a transcript of the gene timm9, whose product is annotated as translocase of inner mitochondrial membrane 9 homolog. The transcript has 5 exons. NCBI's taxonomy places the organism in Eukaryota, Metazoa, Chordata, Actinopteri, Cypriniformes, Cyprinidae. The record is from RefSeq and is a predicted model, not a curated record. Bases 218 to 487 code for a protein of 89 amino acids.